GUGACAAGUUCUGCUGGAAGAUCAUUACACGCAUCGUGUCCACGUCGAACACGAAGCUGUCUGCCAGCCAGUCUUGGCGCAAGCUUGGCCGAUCCAAGUUCUACUGUGGAUCGGUCCCGGGACGCGCGGGCGAAGGUCCACGUGCCGAGGCCAAAGCGCAGGGAGAGGACAAGACGACGACUCUGUCCACUGGGAGACGGUGGGAGGACUGGCGGACGCUCUCCAAAAGGCAGAGGCAGAGGAGGAGGGAGGGUGUGUACUGGGACAAAGUCUUGGAACAUGCUGAGAAGCAGUUGAGGAGGCAAUGGAUUGUUAGGCGUUGGAAGGAGGCAAGAGACUUCUAUGAGGCCAUUGAGGAGCAUUUGAAGCGGGUAGCAGACAAGAAAGAGUCCAGCGAUGAGCCGGCGCCAGCUUUCCAGGAAGCCCACAAGAAGCGUUCCCUCAAGACGGCCAGUGACACGCAAGCCCCUGUGCGGAUGUCCCAUGUGUGCUUGGUAGAUGCUUUGAGGUCACUGGGUGUCAACGUUCCGUACACAGAGCACGGGCCCUUGCGGGCCUUGCGAGAUGGCAAUCGGCUGCUGCAACCGCAUGGGACGCUGUGGCAGCAUGAGUCAACAUGA
Molecule: messenger RNA, 620 nt
Organism: Effrenium voratum
Lineage: Eukaryota; Dinophyceae; Suessiales; Symbiodiniaceae
Source: the annotation of a GenBank genome assembly